AAGACCAGUUUAUCAGGCAUCAAAACGAAGAGACUAAUCGAAAUUCACUUGUAAAUUCCGUUAAUUCUUCUGCGAACGCUACCUAUAUUCUGACGUAGAGCUCCUAAGAAGGCAAAGCAAUUAAGGAAAGACUCUAUCUGCUUCUACUGAGUUGAACGCUGCACAUUUCAAACUCGAUAAAUCAGCAACGCAAGCGAAUUUCCAACUGAUGCUUUUAUGAUACGAGUUUAAGACUCACCGCUCAACUUCAUUUGCCGCGAGGUUGGAUAAGUUGUCGAAGAAGAAAGAAGGAGAAAGUUUGCAAUAUAUGUUUCAAAUCGUCGGCUUAUUAAACAACAACUGCAAAUCAAUUUCGUUAUCGCCGAAGCGGUUCAUGUUGCCCAACUGCUCAAGGGACAGACACCGAUUACUGCAGUAAGAUCAUCGCAUUUAAUUAUUCUUUGCAGUAUUAAACCGAUAGCAUGGGAAAGAUUUUUUCGUCCAUUCGCAGACGCUCGCAAGACGAACGUGAAGGGGAGGUAAAUGAACCUAGUCCUCUAGACCCCGCAUCGUAUCCAGCUGCCUGGUAUAUCUACGGGUUGGCAAGAGAGUACGUAGACGAGUUAAGCUCUUUCAACUCUGCAAAAAAUCUAUUUUCCAGGCAUCGACAUGGUUUUAUGAGGGAGAAUAACACGACAAGUACUCAUAAUGAUCUCCUUGGACCUCCCGAGUCUGAACGAAGUUUUGAAGAAAAGUUAANACAAGAUAUGCAAGGAAUGCCGGAUCUGGAGUUAAAUGAACUCAGUUCUCAGGACCAAGUGUUGGAUCCAUCUGCAAGGCCUAAAUACAGAUUGCCGGAUCUGUUUCCUAGGUCUUUGAGGGGCGAGACACAGCUAAGGCGACAAGAAAUGCAAGGAAUACCGAAUCUGAACGUGGACGUGUUAAGCUCUUUCAACCCUAAAAUAAAUUUAUCCUCAAGGAGUCGAUAUGGUAUAACGACUGAGAUUAGCAAGACAAGUGCUUACCUCCUUGGACCUCCUGAGUCUGAACGUAGUUUUGAAGAUAAGGUAAGUCAUCAUAAGUUACAACAAGAAAUAAAGGCAAACAAACCGCUCAGUUCUCAGAACCAAGCAUCAGAUCCAUCUGCUGCACCUAGAUACAGAUUGCCAGAUCUGCUUCCUAAAUCUUUAAGGGGUGAGACACAACGAGGGCGACAAGAAAUGCAAGGGAUGCUGGAUCUGAACUUAGACGUGUUAAGCUCUUGCAAACCUGCAAAAGAUCUAUUUCCUAGGAAUGGAUACAGUUUUACGAAGGAGAACGUAGACGUGUUAAGCUCUUUCAACCGUGCAAAAACAAAAAUUGCAAAGAGUCGAUGUUGCAUUACAAGGGAGGGAAGCACAACUUCUACAACUCAAUCACAAAAGGAAGAUUUAGAAUCUUGCGCCGUUGUUUCCAGUGAUGGUGGCACACUGAAGAUGAAUGGCGUCCAACUGACAUGGCCUCCUAAGGCUGUUGACGAACCUGUGACUAUCAAACUAACAUUGGAAGAACCCUCCAAGUACUAUGGCCUGAUAUUUCAAAGCGGACUUGAAAAUGAUCUUAUUUUUGGUGCAAGCGUUAUCAAUUGUCAGCCAAACGGUCAAAAAUUUAACAAAUCGUUGACUUUGAGAAUAACUUUGAACAAAUACGAGGAAACAUUUAAAAACCUUUUUGUUCUACACGGCAGAAAAACCGAAAGUGGAGACAUCGUUUGGGAAGACAUCUCUGAAAAACCGACCGUUGACGCUAAGAAAAGGACAGUAAGCACCGAAAUAAAUGGAUUUUCGCUGAUUGCUGUGCUGUUGGGAUCGAUUUGGGUUCACUCAAAAGAACUUGUGACGCGACUUAAUCUCAUGUCCUUCAAAUAUACGUUGUCCGUUCUGUGCAAAAGCGAUUUUCAGAAUGGUCCUUUCGAGCAGCUCGCUCUCGUUUUCAUGAGCAAAGACGCCUACCUGGAGAAGCAUUACAGAGAACACGAUGGGUCUGCAUUAACAAGGCUGAAGAGUGAUGGGUUUAAAGAGCUUGGAUCUUUGGUUCGACAGGAAACAAACUAUGUCUACAAUGAGGAAACCCUAACUGUCUCAAUUGAACUUGGACAGGACUACAAACCAGCGAACAAACAAGAUGAAAGUUUUGAAUUCACCGUCGAAUCGUCGGUAUGGUGGAGUACUGGACACGUCAUAAACUUGCUGCUGCAAAGUUCCACAGGCUGUACAAAUGCCAAGAUUUUGUGUGGAAAGAUUCUUGUUCAAGGCCAGUAUGGACAUGUGCGGGAGGACCACUUCUGUCAACUGGAUCUGUGUAGCUACGUGAAACGACUUCUGGGAGUAGAGAAGCUCAAUUCCAACCUCCAGCCCGUUGCCCAAAAACUUGGGUUGCCCACGGAAAAGUGGAGACAAAUUGUCUCAUAUUGGAAAGACGAGGAAAAACAGCUAGAAUCUAUAAUACUAAAUUGGAGAGAAAAGCAAGGGGAUAACGCCGACCCCGAGUUGUUGAGGAAAAAUCUCAGCGAGUUAAAGCCUCAAGCAUACAGAGUGAAAGAAAGAGGACAAAUGCACAUCACACAUUUGAGAGAACUGGCGACCACGAUCGAUCGCUUGGAACACAAGGAUCGUGACAUGAUGGAACACUUGAGCAGUGAGAUCAAGCACCUCUGUGGUUCCAUUUUCCGAGACUGUUGCAUCGAGAUGGCAAAUUCUAGGAGAGAUCUUGAGUGGGCAACUUCGACGGAAAAUCAUUCAGAUGUCCUUGUUACCCAUGGCAGAAUUUCCCAAGAUGUUUCUCGGCAAUAUGAGGAAAUUCGUCUUUCUCCUGUGCACUCCGUAACAGAAAAUUUCCUCUCUAUUGUCCCACAUCUAAUUCAACCCAUCAAACAAAUUUUCAAGGAGGAAACCACACCACCACUCCAGAAUGGAAUGAGAGGAGUCACCGGGGAGACAACUCUCGCAAAAAUCAAUUCAGAAAUUCAAGAUGCUAUGAAAAAGAAAAACAUUUUCAGACUUUUCAUAGCAGUAAGUAAUAUUCUUGAAUGUUUAUGCCACAGCAAUAACGUAGACCAGUCUCAAAUCACACAUGACGAGAUACGCGAAUGGGGCAGCUCUGUUAUGAUCAUCAGAAUGUUGAAAUUUUUGGAUAAGUACUUUGAAACCGCCGGUUCUGAAGCGCUGAGGCUGUGUGAAAGACUACGUAUUUUUUCGAUCCACUUGAAAGACAUAAUGCUGGACCAAAAGGCCUAUGAGGGAAUGUUCCUUAGGGAUUUCUACAACGUGGCAUUGAACCUAAUAGCGUUUUCCAAAUUUGAUCCGACACGAUUCUUGAGAUUUGAACUGAAGGACCCUUGUAGUUCAGCAGAUAUUCGAGGUGACGACGUGUUGAUGUACGACAAAUCAAAAGAAAUCUUUUCCCAGCUUUUCUGGAUCAGAAAAGAGUCUGAGGAAGAAUUACAACUAGAGGCAGUUGCACGUGUUCACAUUAACGGAGAUCUUCGCAGUGUGGGGGCAUUUGAAUCAGAAAUCACAAUACCCCAAGCCCGCAGCGAAGUCAUCGACAAACUUCCAAAACCCUCCGUGUGCGUUGUUGUCAAAAAAAAGUGCGAGAGAAACAUUGGCGUGACUCUUUAUGCAACGCAGAAGGAAAAUGUCUGCAAAGCCCUAGAGUAUCUGAAGCAGGAAUUGGGCGACGAGCUGGUUGACUUGUGGAAAGAGAAGAUUGCAUCAAGCCACCUUAAACUUCGCAGCUUUGCAAAAGCAGGCACAGAUGUCAAACUGCGUUUGAUCCACAAAUGGGGAUCACAGACGAUUGGUCUUGACAGCAUUGAUUUCAUAGCCCUUGCCGAUGCUAGUGCAGGAGGUGCCCGUAUGCCCGAUGCAAAAACAGAAGCUGAGGCCAAUCAACUGACGGUUCUACCAACAGCAGGUGACUCAGAGGCUGGCAGUUCUGACGUGAGUAGCUUCGUCAUGGAUCCAAGGCAUGCAGAGUUGGUACAGAGAGAUCUAAGAGAGCAGCGGGGGAAAAUUGAGAUCCACUAUCACCAAAAUUUUAUGAAAGGUCACGUUUGCGUGGUGGGAAAGAACACGAGUCUCAAUAUGCAAAUGCCAGCCGCAGCUUCAGAUCAAAGGUGUUUGGGGACAGAGGUCAAGUGAAACUCCAAAAAUGAGUUUAACUGCUGCCACAACUGAUGAAUAAGAAGACUGAGCACAUAC
Stylophora pistillata is the source of this 4220-nucleotide messenger RNA. RefSeq lists its product as uncharacterized. The record is from RefSeq and is a predicted model, not a curated record. Lineage: Eukaryota; Metazoa; Cnidaria; Anthozoa; Scleractinia; Pocilloporidae.